This is a messenger RNA of Engraulis encrasicolus (European anchovy), 2163 nucleotides long. RefSeq names its product interleukin-8-like. Lineage: Eukaryota; Metazoa; Chordata; Actinopteri; Clupeiformes; Engraulidae. Gene Ontology annotation, biological process: chemotaxis; immune response; defense response. The transcript has 4 exons. Gene Ontology annotation, cellular component: extracellular region. The record is from RefSeq and is a predicted model, not a curated record. Gene Ontology annotation, molecular function: chemokine activity. The coding region runs from base 195 to 497 and encodes 100 amino acids.
ACCAAGCGCACUGCAAGGAACAGAGAAAACCAAGGAUUCCUUGAAUUCUAAACUACAGUCAAUUGUAGAUUACUAAAAUCGAGCCAAGGAUUCCUGGAGUCGCAGACCACAGACAAAGACGUCUGUUGAAAGCCUGCAAAAAGGAAGGAAGGAUUCUUCACCUUAUCAUAAGAAAACUCAACUAAGUCACCAGAAUGACUCACACAAUCCAAAGUGGCGUUUUGAUCAUAUCUGUGCUUCUCAGCCGCCUAGUCAUCACAGAAAGUAUGAGCAUGCGGGCGGCCGGAGUCGAGCCCCGCUGUCGCUGCAUCGCCACAGAGAGCAGGCGGAUUGGAAAACUGAUCGCCAGAGUGGAGCUUUAUUCCCCAACACCUCAUUGCAAAGACACAGAGAUCAUAGCCACCCUGAAAGAUAGUGGUAAGGAGAUUUGCCUGGACCCGAGCGCUCGAUGGGUUAAAAAGGUCAUUGCCAACAUUUUAUCCAGACGUCAGACAUGAAAUCUAUGCUGACAACGUGGACUCUGCCUGUUACAACACUGUGAAUAGACAGUGUGAUGAGUGGAGACAGAAUCAACUGAACACUGAUAGAAACUGUCUGAAUAGCUCUACUUUGAAAAGACCACACCAAAGUCUUGACACACUGUAUUUCAAGUGUGCCUUGUGAAUGCACUCCAGUUAAUGUGAAACAUGCGGCUCAUACAUAAACAUACUUGCCCGUGAGUAAAUUUUAAUGGUGAUGUGUUUCUGCUGAACAAGGACAAUCAUCAACCAAUUGAGACAAGACUGGUAUAAACACUGAUGAGGUAGGAAACCCAGCCUGACGUGUGCAUCCAGCAUAUCUCACUGAACAACUGGUAAUGUUGUUAGUUUUAAGUUCUGACUUCAACCAUAGCGAAAUAAGAAUGAAGGGGCAUCAUAAUUACAUGUUGUCCAACUGUUUUAUUCAGUAUAGCAUUGCAUACUUAUUAUAGGCCUACCAUCUGAUGUCAACUGUUUGCAAACAUUAAUCUGAGGCAAGAUUUUUAAUUCACUGUGAGUGCAUUCCAAUAUGCAGACCCCCAUCUUCCCUUGCUCACUUUCCUCCUUGUGGCCUCUUGAUGACACUACGGACAACAGAGUUGCAUUUCAAUAUCUUGCAAAAGGUCAAUUCUAAUGUAAUUUUCUCAUUUGCAAACGUAAUGGUGAAUGAACAAUAGUCCCCCAAAAGUUGUUGAGGCAAGUCUGACAGCGGGGAAGCUUUACUGUUUUCUCCACGGAGGCGGGGCGUCAGUGAAAUGCAAGGCCACAACCACAGACAGAGGACGGGAGUCCGCACAUUGGAAUCGAUCCUGUGUGAUGUAAUAUGGUUGCCUUUUUAAACCGUAGGGCUCAGUAUUUGCAGUGAGAUGCUCCCUCUGUUGGUCAUAUGAGGAAAGACUCAGAUGGCUAUGCUGGCAUCACAAUGUUUUUGUAGGCCAACUUUUAAAAAAAAAUCAAUUUUGACUGUUGUCUUUUUCUCAAUUUUUUUUUGCAAUAGAAACAUAACCAAUGCACAUGGAUUUGUUUGUCUUCUUGUUGUUUUUUAUACUCAUUUUCACCUUUUGCAAUAAAACAUAAUAAAGCCACAAACUUGGAUGUCAUCUCAGACCAAACACGGUGUGCUCCUUCUGACCUGGUCCUCAUACUAGGCCUAGACUGGUAAUCUGGUAUACGGGUGGGCUGUUUGAGGUCUUUGUAUUUUCUUACAGACUGGUAAAGAAUUUAGAGGGGGGUCACACAAAAAGCCGGGGUCUUUGUAUAGUCAGUCUAGUCCAGUGUUUCUCAAGGUGUGGCGCAAGCCCCCCUGGGGGGGCGCGGAGUCAUCACAGGGGGAGCGUGUGACAUCUGAUUUAGUUAUUUUUUCCCCUAGGAAGUAAUUUCCUGUCUCUCCAAUACGCAAUACAUUUUAAGCUAAGAGGCGGGGGGGGGGCUUGGAAGCAUCCAGACCCUCCGAAAGGGGGAAUGAUGGGAAAAGUUUGAGAACCACUGGUCUAGUCCUUCCCACAUGCCAACAUCUCAACUCUUCCAACUGCACAUCUGCAAGUACUUCAUCGCAUCCCUUCCUACAAACUCUUGCUGAUGUUGAAUCUACUCUGCCUUGGCUCCUACUGUUUCUUCUUGUACUAUGUUAAACUUUGACUUUUUU